Theobroma umbraticum is the source of this 2190-nucleotide messenger RNA. RefSeq names its product Sterile alpha motif (SAM) domain-containing protein. Gene Ontology annotation, molecular function: protein binding. The record is from RefSeq and is a predicted model, not a curated record. NCBI's taxonomy places the organism in Eukaryota, Viridiplantae, Streptophyta, Magnoliopsida, Malvales, Malvaceae.
UAUCAUAAUUUAUGGUAGAUGCUUUCUUUUUGUUUUUUGGUUAGUUCUAAUUAGUGUCAAAAUUCUAUUCUUUUUACAAUCAUUUUUGUUUACCAAGGUCAAUAGCUGACUAGGUUUCUGGCUUUUUAAGUUUGUGGGGGAUUUUUCUUGAGAUGGGUCCUAUUUAUAUAUUUUUCUAAGUAUGUUUUUCUUAAGGCGUGUUUUUGGAAACAAUCCCAUUUGAUUUCCCAGGAGUUUUUCUUCUGAUUGAUACAAUAUUAGUGUUGCAGUUCUGCAUGGGUGUUUUGUAUUUGCUUUUAAGUUUGUUUAUUGGUGUGUUUUAGUUCAUGAAAAUGCAAUGGCUUGUAGAGUUGUUGUUCUAUGUUCAAUGCCUGUCAUUCAUGAGUGCUUUCUUUUAGAGGAGGGUAAGGUAUUGAGUGCUUGUUGUCUCACCUAUGUUAUGCUUCUUAUAAUGGAAAAUAGGCUGUGGCUAUGCCCCUCCUGUAAACUCCAUAAACCCCAAGCCUUCCCUCGAGGCUGAAAGAUUUGAACUUCUGGCCUUCAAGUUCUAACUGUUAGAACGUCCCUGAGAAGAAACCCUGCAAUCAUUUGUUUGUUCUGUUGUUUCCUAAGACUGGAUAGGCAAUGUACUUAUCUAUUCCAAUCCUCAUAAAAUGUUGUAAGCUUUUUUUUUUUUGUUUUUACUUCUCAUACUGUGUAAUGACAACAUGAUUUGUGAAUAUUGUAAACCACACUGAUUCUGUUGAAAGCUAGUUAGUUAUAAGGCAUUAAUUCCUGAAGGAAGUUUAUCACAUUAAUUCCUGACAAAAUGAUAACUGUUUUCAUUGUAAUGUUAUUAUAGGUACAAAUGAAACUUUUCAUAAAUCUUUUUAUUUCAAUGUUCGUUAAGCAGAUUACUGGCAUCUGCAAAACAUUGCAGGAAACCUAAUGUCUAUUUUAGGGAUCCCAUUCUAUAAUUCAGAGUAAUAUGUUCAUGUGUUAAUAAUUCAAAAAGCUGCUUCUGGGUUCCAUGAAGCUGAAUGCAUCUAUGAAGAAUGGUCAAGUUACCAGUGCAAUGAACCUGGAUUUUCUUAGUUUUGAUUGGUUUUCUGUAGGUAUCAUUUCAUAUGAUACGAUUUAUUUUUGAAGGUGUCUGCUAAUGGUGAAAUCAAAGCAAAGGCAGUUAGCAACAAAGCAUGCAAACAAGACAAAUGCUCAAAGUGGCAGCUUGGACUCUUUGAACCCCAACAUUGAGUUGGACCUGCUUGGAGAAGAUGGAUGGGUUAUAGUUAAAAAGCAGAGAGUCACCAUUCUUAUACCACCAUUGCCUGUGGCUACAAAGUCAAAAAUUACAAACCAGGGACCUGGUCAAUUAGAAGCGAUGCCUGGAAAAGAAGUGGAGGACCAACCAAGGCUCUCUGUUCAGACAUGUCCCAAGUUGCCAUCUGGGAAUGGACAAGAGAAGUCCACUUCAUCGGCUCAUAGAAAGGGUAUUGAAAUUACUAGAUCUCCUCCUCAACACAUUUUAACUUUAGCCAGGUCUCCAGCUCAAGGUGUUAGAGCGGAGCCAGAAAUUCCAAGUCAAGUGGUUACUUUAAAAUCUCAUAACAUACACAGAGUGCCUGAAGCCUCAAAAACUAUCAGGAGGCCGAGAUCAAUGCAUUCCCCAAGUGUUCCCAUUAUUGGGAGCAUGUUACUAAACCGAAGGCUGAGGGUGUCAAAUCUUGAGAGGAAGCUUCAACAGGCUGGUGGGUUGAGCAGGUGGCUGACAUCUCUAGGACUAGGUCAGUUUGUAAGGAUUUUUCAGGCCAAAAGUGUCAAUAAAUUUCAGUUGGUGAAUCUAAAUAUGCAAAAGCUUAAAGAUAUGGGUGCAGAUGCGGUUGGUCCCAGGAGAAAGUUGAUCCAUGCUAUUGACUGUGUCUGUCAGCCAUUUUGCUUUGAGGCCAUAUAGAUAUACCAGGAGCUAGUUGCAAUAGCUGAAUUAGAAGGGAGAAGUUGAAGAAUGGAGCAGUUUGAACUUGUUUUUUUUUUUUUUGGUAGAUAUUGAGGUUGUAACCACAGCAAUUUGACACAAGGGAGUGAGAGCUUAUAUUGCAGCUAUCCUCUACGGGCUGCAUGUAUUUUGAGACAAUUACUUGGGUUAGAUAUCAACUAACCAGGUUGGAAAUGAUGACUUUAUUGUGUUCCAAAAUUUAAUAAGCAAUUUGUACA